Messenger RNA from Gracilinanus agilis (Agile Gracile Mouse Opossum), 1392 nucleotides. It is a transcript of the gene AK8, whose product is annotated as adenylate kinase 8. The record is from RefSeq and is a predicted model, not a curated record. Lineage: Eukaryota; Metazoa; Chordata; Mammalia; Didelphimorphia; Didelphidae. Gene Ontology annotation, cellular component: cytoplasm. Gene Ontology annotation, biological process: nucleoside triphosphate biosynthetic process. Gene Ontology annotation, molecular function: nucleoside diphosphate kinase activity; AMP kinase activity; ATP binding. Bases 1 to 1392 code for a protein of 463 amino acids. The transcript is spliced from 13 exons.
AUGGACGCCACCACAGCCCCCCACAACAUCCCGGCGGAUAUGCCCAAAUAUGGAGAGAAACAUCAUAUCUUCGAGAUGAUGCAGAUCUUGCUACAGGAACUCUUGAUUCACCAACCAGAGGAACCCAUUCAAUUUAUGAUGGAUCACUUGCAACGAGACAAUGAUACAGUGCCAAGGAUCUUUUUAUUGGGCCCACCUGCCUCCGGGAAAACGACUAUUGCAAUGUGGCUCUGUAAACAUUUGAAUGCCAGCCUGAUUACACUGCAGAACUUAAUAUGGAAUGAAUUUUCAGCACUAGCUGUGAAAGCAGUGGAAAUGUUUGAAGCAAACCAGGUAAUUCCUGAUUGGUUGCUGAUGAAAUUGCUCCAGGAACGUCUUUCAAAAGAUGAGUGUGUCUCAAAGGGCUGGAUUUUGGAUGGCCUUCCUGAAACUCGAGAACAGGCACUGAGGUUUCAGACUUGUGGAAUCUGUCCCAGGCAUGUCAUUGUGCUGAUUGCUCCAGACACUGUACUUAUUGAGAGAAAUCUGGGGAAAAGGAUUGAUCCUUUCAAUGGAGAGGUUUAUCACACAACAUUUGACUGGCCUUCGGAUCCUGAGGUGCAGAACCGGCUGCUGGCACCAUUAGGCAUUUCUGAGGAAGAGACAGCCAAGAGGCUAAUAGAGUAUCACAGAAACAUUAAUAGAAUUCUCCCUUCUUAUCCUAAAAUUUUGAAGGUCAUCAGUUCUGACCAGCCUUGUGUGGAUGUCUUUUACCAAGCUCUGACCUAUGUCCAAAGCCAACAUCGAUCGAAUGCUCCUUUUACUCCAAAGAUUUUGCUUUGUGGACCCACAGGCAGUGGGAAAAGUCUGCAGGCAGCUCUCCUUGCUCAGAAAUAUGGCAUUAUCAAUAUCUCCUGUGGGCACCUGCUGAAAGAAGCAGUUGCAAACAAUUCAACUGUUGGAGAAGCCAUCCGGCCAUUUUUUGAAAAGGACAUGGAAGUUCCUGAUCAAAUCGUCAUUAGAGUUCUCGCAAAACGUCUUGGUGAACAGGAUUGUAUUUGCUAUGGAUGGGUGCUUCAUGGUUUCCCUCGAGACGCAGAUCAAGCAACUCUCCUGGAAAAUGUGGGAUUCACACCCAACAGGCCUUUGCAGAAGAAGCCAGCAUUUCCUAAUAUGAUUUCAGAGGCUGCAAAUGAAGAUGGUUGUGACAGGCAAGUAUCAGCUGGGUCAGCAGGCCUGGCGUCAAACAGUCAGCUGGAGCCCCUGGCUAUAAGCCUCAAAGCAUUUGUUGCAAAACUCCCUUUGUCAGAAGACAACUCUGACUACAAUGCAGCCAGGUUUAUGAAGAAUGAGCAUGCUGGGGAUUCAGCCUCUGAAUCUAGCCCUGUGUCAGAGAGGCCAAGGCAAAACUGA